Molecule: messenger RNA, 6262 nt
Organism: Oenanthe melanoleuca
Lineage: Eukaryota; Metazoa; Chordata; Aves; Passeriformes; Muscicapidae
Gene: MAPKBP1
Product: mitogen-activated protein kinase binding protein 1
Exons: 31
Coding region: 339-5387 (1682 amino acids)
Molecular function (GO): protein binding
Source: RefSeq, a predicted model, not a curated record
GCCCCGCCCGCGGGGGCGGCCCGUGCCGCGGCCCCUCCUCGGGGCAGGCCGGCUGCAUGGGCAGGCGCUGCGGGGCACCGCGGGCGCCGGGAUCGCCGCUCCUGGGCGCCAGUUUAGAUUGCUGCUGAUUUGUUCCUCUGGAAUCUGCAAAAGGAAAGUCUGCCAGCCUCUGUGAAUAGCUUUGCAGUGUAACAGGAGUGGAGUUCCUGAGCAGAAUCGCUGAGAGAUAUGUGAACGUGUGGGAGCAAAGCUGAGCCCAUCGGUGUUUCUGCCUCAAACCUGGGCUCGUUCCCCAGGCACAGUCUGUGUGGGGGUGAGCACCUCUGUGGCACCUGGAGAUGAUGUCAGUCGAAGGGUCUACGAUCACAAGUCGAAUCAAAAAUCUGCUUCGAUCCCCUUCCAUUAAGCUGAGGAGAAGCAAGCCUGGGAACAAGCGAGAAGAUAUAGGCAGCAAGGUGACUUUGGAGAAGGUGUUGGGCAUAACCGUGUCGGGAGGCAGAGGAUUAGCCUGCGACCCCAGAACUGGCCUCGUCGCUUAUCCAGCAGGGUGUGUUGUUGUGCUCUUCAACCCUAGAAAAAAUAAGCAACACCAUAUUCUAAACAGCUCCAGGAAAACAAUUACAGCACUUGCUUUCUCUCCAGAUGGAAAAUAUUUGGUUACAGGAGAGAGUGGGCACAUGCCAGCAGUUCGGGUGUGGGACGUGGCUGAGCGCACCCAGGUGGCAGAGCUCCAGGAACACAAGUAUGGUGUGGCCUGUGUGGCCUUCUCCCCCAGCUCCAAGUACAUUGUGUCAGUGGGGUACCAGCAUGACAUGAUUGUCAACGUGUGGUCAUGGAAGAAAAACAUCGUAGUGGCAGCCAACAAAGUCUCAAGUAAAGUGACAGCGGUGUCAUUCUCGGAGGACUGCAGUUACUUUGUCACUGCUGGAAAUCGACAUAUCAAAUUCUGGUACCUGGAUGACAGCAAAACCUCCAAGGUCAAUGCCACAGUCCCCUUGCUGGGUCGCUCAGGAUUGCUUGGAGAACUGAGGAACAACUUCUUUGCAGACGUGGCUUGUGGAAGGGGCAAAAAAGCUGACAGCACUUUCUGUAUCACAUCCUCAGGCCUGCUCUGUGAAUUCAAUGAAAAAAGGCUGCUAGACAAGUGGGUGGAGCUGAGGACCACUGUGGCAAACUGCAUCUCUGUGAAUCAUGACUACAUCUUCUGUGGCUGCGCUGACGGCACUGUGCGGAUUUUUAACCCUCUGAACCUUCACUUUGUCACUACUCUGCCCAAGCCACACUUCCUGGGAACUGACAUCGCAAGUGUGACUGAGGCCAGCCGUCUUUUCUCUGGUGUAGCUGAUGCAAAGUAUCCAGACACAAUUGCCUUGACCUUUGACCCCACCAACCAGUGGCUUUCCUGUGUCUACAAUGACCACAGCCUGUAUGUGUGGGAUGUCAAGGAUCCAAAGAAAGUGGGCAAGGUGUACUCUGCUUUGUAUCACUCUUUCUGUGUGUGGAACAUUGAGAUGUAUCCAGAGGUGAAGGACAACAAUCAGCCCUGCCUCCCCCCUGGUUCUUUCAUCACCUGCUCCUCUGACAACACCAUUCGUCUGUGGAACACUGAAAGCUCCAACAUCCACGGCACAGCCCUGCACCGCAACAUCCUCAGCAAUGACUUGAUGAAAAUCAUCUAUGUAGAUGACAACACUCAGGUACUUCUGGACACUGAUUACAACUCAGCAGGAAGUGCAGAGAAAGCUGAUGCUCCAGUGCUGGAUACGAAGGUGGGGAUACGCACUGUCUGUGUGAGUCCCAGUGGGGAGCACCUGGCCUCAGGGGACAGGAUAGGCACUCUCAGAAUAUAUGAGUUGCAGUCUCUGAAGGAAAUGCUGAAGGUGGAAGCCCAUGACUCUGAAAUCCUAUGUCUGGAAUACUCCAAACCUGACACAGGUUUAAAGCUCUUAGCCUCAGCCAGUCGGGAUAGAUUGAUUCAUGUCUUGGAUGCUGGGAAGGAUUAUAGCCUGCAGCAAACCCUGGAUGAACAUUCUUCUUCCAUCACUGCAGUGAAGUUUGCAGCCAACGAUGGGAAAGUGCGAAUGAUAAGCUGUGGGGCAGACAAGAGCAUCUAUUUCCGCACUGCACAGAAGACAGGAGAAGGGGUCCAGUUUACCCGAACACAUCACAUUGUUAGGAAGACCACCCUUUAUGACAUGGAUGUGGAUCCCAGCUGGAAAUACGCAGCUAUUGGAUGCCAAGAUCGUAACAUCAGGGUUUUCAACAUUAGCAGUGGCAAACAGAAGAAGCUUUACAAGGGAUCCCAAGGUGAAGAUGGUACCCUUAUCAAAGUGCAGACAGAUCCUUCUGGUCUUUAUAUUGCAACCAGUUGUUCUGACAAGAACCUCUCCAUCUUUGAUUUCUAUUCUGGCGAGUGUGUUGCAACCAUGUAUGGACACUCAGAGAUUGUAACUGGGAUGAAAUUCAGUAAUGAUUGCAAACAUCUGAUCUCUGUUUCUGGUGACAGCUGCAUCUUCAUCUGGCGGCUGAGCUCAGAGAUGACCAUCAACAUGCGGCAGCGGCUGUCGGACAUGAAGCAGAGAGGGAAGCAGGCAGACAAGUCUCCUCCUCACAAGGCAGCUGGACUCAUGAGACAUGAGUCCAUCUCUGCCCUGUCCUCUGUGCCUGCACUCUCAUCAGACAGCGAUAAGGAUGGUGAAGAUGAAGGGAAUGAUGAAGAUGAGUUACGAGGGCUGCAGUCUUUCAAUAUGCAGUCCAACUGCAACACUGAGAGAGACUCAGAUCCAGACCUUACCCUCUCAAGAAGCCUUUCCCACUGGGAAAUGAGAAGGGCCAAAGAGAUAGCAGCAAUCCAGCGCUCAGAGGCACCGAUGAGCAAGAUGCCCCGUCAGCGUGGUCGCUGGUCCCAGCCAACCAGCAACAUAGAGAUGACUGUGAAAUCCAUGCUUGACCUGCGCCAGCUGGAGUCCUUCUCUGUUUCCCGCUCUCCAAGUCGAGACUCUCUGUCCCAAAACAGCAAUGGGGACGACAGAGAAGAGCACAGUGACCUUCCUGUGCACUCCAACAAGGUUGGCAGCUCAAUACCUCCUCAAGAUAAUGGGUCUUGUGUGCGACCCCAAGUGAUUCGGCUUGUGUCUUGUGAAGAGGGGAUUUUCUCUCAGGAACUGGAACCUUCUGAGAGUGAGGAAUGUGUAAUCUACCCUGAGCAAGAUGAAAUCCAUCCCACAGACUCUAGCAGUGAGUUCCAGGUAAAAGCAUUGCCCCAUGGGAAGCUCUGUAGAGGUUAUCACAGUAAUGGAUGCCCAGACAAACACAGUCCAGACAGUGCCUGCUCUGUAGAUUACAGCAGCAGUCGUCUGUCCAGCCCAGACCAUCCCAAUGAAGAUUCUGAAGGCACUGAACCUCUGAGUGUAGAUGGUGCCUCAGACCUGGAGGGAGAAGAAGGAGAGGAGGAUGUGGGUACCAGCAUGCCUGAGGGAGAAAUUCCUCAAAUACCUGAUCAGGAAAAGUUCCUCAAGGAGCAUUUUGGGACCCUGAGCAACACUGAUGGAAAAGGUGGCUCAUGUAGGAAUCUGGAAAGGACUGAAAACCUCAGCAUUUCCUCUCGCUUUCUUUCCCAAUCCCCGGCUCUCAGACGAUUGUCACUCUCUUCAUCAAAUCUGACACUGGAUUCAAAGCCCAUCGAGCCACCAACCCAGACCAGUCAGUUUACACCAAACCUGUUGAAAAAUGACAGCAGCCAUCCUGGUGAUGCAUCAGAGAGCAGCCAGCUCCUAGAGAAUGUGAAUUCAAAUCGAGCUAUUUAUGUGCAGAAAAAACGCAGAUCAGCUCUGGAGACCAGCAGAGUUGGAAUGGCUCCUGGACGAGUUAUUGCCUCCUUUCCAGAAGGCCCUGUGAAUGCUGUCAUGAGAAAGGCACAGUCAGUGCAUGACCUUGUGCAUGAGGAUAAGGGUCCUGGAGUGAUAUCCUCUGCCAAGCAGCGUCCUCAGACUCUUUUGGUGGUUGAGAAGGAUCCCAGACCUAACAAUUGCAGGGUGUUAUCAGCCAGUAUGUUGAAGAUGGAUGGAUCUGGUGCUCUGCUGGCCAAAGAUGUCAGGGCUGCAAAACCAAAGUCCUACAUGAACCCCACAACCAGCUUCCGGGCUAAGAUGUCAAGGAGCAUAUCUGUAGGGGAAAAUCUGUACCUUGGCUGCUCCACUGAAAUGUUGACUGAUGGGAGAACUAGUCCUCCACUGACAGAGAAGCCACAGAUUAGUUCUACAUCAGAUACUGAGAAGAUUAAGAUGCCUGUGAAAGAAAAUGUUCCAGUGAAACCUGCACUCCAGCCAGUUGUAAACUGCUCGUCUCCCAAGUCCUUCCACAGCAAGUUGGCAUCAUCAAACCGAGCACAUCUGAUUCUUGACAUUCCCAAGCCAUUGCCUGAUAGACCCACACUGGCCUCCUUCUCACCCACUACCAAAACAAAAACCCUGCUUGAGCCACAGUCUCCACAGUCACCUGCUGGGGCCUCUAAAAAGAAACCCUCUUUUCCUGAGGUCCGAGCCUCCAGGAGGGAGAAUCAAACUGCUGGAUCUCUAGUUCCUGGCAGAGAGGUCCCAACAGGGCUUGCUAAGGACAGCCCAGUGGAUUUUCCAGUCUCAAGGACAGAUUGCCAGGAUGAGGCAGGGGUUGCUAGUCUGAAACUGAGGGAGGUGCCAGAGGGCCAGCACCUGAGGUCUCCUGAGAGCACCCUGCCCAGGGGCAGGGAGCGGAUCACCGGCAUCGCCUGUGUGCUAGACAGCCAACCUGGACUUUGCCCACUAGACCCCAUCAGGCCGAGGUCUCCUACAUCAAUUUCUGCCUCGGCACAGGUCUCAGGUGUGCAUGGAUACCCAUCUCUUAUCUUCCCCCUUCUGUCUCCUGUCUUUGUGAACCGCCUCACGAUCCCAUCACAUUUCUUUACGUCCAGCUUCUGGCCUGUCUCGUCCUGUCUGCACCUGUCUCGUUCCAUAAACCAUCCCCUCAAUGAAUCGGGCAUCAGCAUAGAGCAGUGUGAGCACGUGGUGUCCGAGCUCCAGGACAGCAUGCGCAGAGCCCUUCGCCUUUACCGCAGGGUACUGAACGAUACAGAAUCUUCUACUGACAAAGACAAAAUAGCAGGCCUCCUGACAGAAACCUUCUCCUCAAUGAAGAAAGAAUUGGACUCUCUGAAGGAUGCAGAAGAGCUUCCAAAAGAUAAGGAGGCGCUGGUGAAGCCACAGGAUAACACUAGCCCAGUGAAUGAGGGAUGUGGUGCCAAUCUGCCGAGUCCCAAGAGUCUGGGAGAUGAGCAGACACUAGCUUUGUUGGAACAGUACUCAGAGCUAUUGCUGCAAGCUGUGGAACGACGCAUGGACAAAAAGCUCUAAGGAGGAUGCCUUUCAGGUGUUUGUGAAUACACAGAAAUAAUUGCAUGAAGAGGACCACAGAGAGAGCUUCAGACCAAUGCUACCAUCAGCUGGUCUAGGGCUGGUGGGGAUACCUUUAUAAAUUGAUUUCCUCAGGCUCCAACAACUGACUUGUUCCAAUUCUUAGCAAUGUGCUGGCCACAGUUUUAAUAUUUGUUUCCCAACUGUCUUCAACUUCCUGUCUCUAAACAAAGUCUUGAAAGAGGAGUUUGGAGAAAUUGCCAUGAAAUUUCUUCAUAGCCAGGAGGUCAGGAUGUUUGACACCUAAAAAUACAAAGAAACUCCAGUUUAUCCAAUAAAUUCUGAACUGCUGACUAAAAGUGAAGGAGUCCAUGUGAAGCCAAUCCCUUUCUCUCCAAGACUUCAUGAGAAUCAAGAAUCAGACUUUUUAUGGGUUUAUUUAUUAAUUUAUUUCUCUUGACUGUUGCUCUAUGCCACAUUUGUGGCUGUUAUCUUUGUCCUUUAAAAAAACUGUCAAUCCGUUUGCCAUAUCCCAGCGAGAAACAAUCUCUGUAUUAUAAAUCCCAAACAGGGAGACAGGCUGGAGUGUCUGUGCAAUUAAUGAACUUUGCUUAGAUCUUGUCUUGCUGUUCUUGCUUUUCCUGCCUUAGUUUUGUUCUCUGCAGUAAUCCUGCUGUUGUUAUGACAACCCUGUCUGCUUUCCUACUGUGUCAAGACAGUCCUCACACUGUAUUUUAUCUGCAUUCACCUCCAGGGAAAGACUCUGUAUCCCUUGGGCCAUGCUUUGGAGAUUACUUCAUGAAUUCAUAAGUGGUAUUUUUAAUCUGGAAUUUGAUGUUACAUUGAUACUUCAGACCAGGUUUUCUGCAGAUAUU